CGCCCUCUAGGCGCCCGCCGGGCAUAUAUAUCUGGGUCGACCUUCACUCUUCUGAGCUCCAGUGCUCAGAUAAAGGCUAUCGCACUAUCGUACACCCAUUUGGCCACAAUGGGCUCCAUCGAACCACCCCCUCAACCGCCACAAUUCCUCGUCAUUGGAGCUGGAUCUCGGGGUCAUGCAUAUGCCCGUGCUGUAGAAGCUUCGACGUCAGGCACGAUUGCGGCUGUGGCAGAGAUUGAUCCGUUCAAGCGUCAAGAGUUUGGGAGACGUUACAUAUGGGGAAGAGAUGGACAGCCUAAGGAAUACCAGUCUUUUGGCCCGUGGGAAGAAUGGGUUACAUGGGAGAAGAGACGCAGAGAGGACGCAGACAAGGCUGGAGGAUCCGAGCCGGGUUAUAUCCCUAUCACUGGAGUCUUCAUAUGCACCAUGGAUGAGACACAUGCCUCUAUAAUCCGUGCCAUUGCACCCCUCAACCUCCACAUUCUGUGCGAGAAACCUUUGGCUUUAUCACUAUCCGACUGUCUCUCUAUCUCUUCAGCGUUAUCGAAAUACCCUCCAAAAGUGGUCUCCAUCGGACAUGUGCUACAUUACUCGCCUCACAACAUCCUUCUGCGCAAGCUGUUGACUGCGGACCAGGUCAUUGGCGAGAUUGUCUCGAUUGAACACACUGAGCCAGUCGGAUGGUGGCAUUUCUCUCACUCUUACGUCCGCGGAAACUGGCGCCGCUCUACUCCAGAAGGCGUUGGUUCUCUACUCACAAAAUCCGGCCACGAUAUUGACUUCAUUCUGUGGCUGCUCUGCUCACCCAGUGCUCUGACUGGAUCAAAACCCCAUCUUCCUUCUUCAAUCUCCAGCAAUGGAGCCAUGACGCAUUUCCGCCCAGCAAGAAAGCCGAAGGCUGCAGGCACGGCGACGAAUUGCCUCUCCUGCCCCGCUGAGGCGGGCUGCAUCUACUCAGCCAAGAAAAUCUACCGCGACCGAUGGCUUCGGCAUGAGAAAGAUACCGGCUGGCCGCUCAAGAUUGUCGUACCCGAGAUUGAAGAAAUUGUAUCGACCAAAGGCUGGGAUGCGGCGGAGGAGCAACUAAUGAAAAGGCUUGGUGAGGACUACGAUAAAGCCACCACGCCUGACAAUAUCAUUGCAAGUCGUAGCUGGUAUGGUCGCUGUGUUUACGAAUCAGAUAACGACGUGGUGGAUGACCAGGUCGUGACAAUGGACUGGGAGGAAGAUCCUCUGCACGGCCAGGACCUCGGUCGGGGACUCAAAAGGGCGCUCUUUCAUAUGACUUAUCCGACCCAAGCACAAUGCGAGCGACGAGGGUGGAUAUAUGGUACGCUGGGCGAAAUCCACUACGACUCGCACAAGAUCACUGUGCAUACGUUUGCCGAUGGGAAAACCAUCGUGCACGAUAUUCCGAAACAGGCACCUGAGGUGGAGAAGAGCCACGGAGGCGGCGACUGGGGCCUGGCUGGUGCCUUUGUGCAAGCUGUUCAGAACGUCGACGCUCGAACAAUGGAUGUGGCUCAGGCACAAAGAGAACUGGUGGGAUGCGAUCUGGAGGAGAUCAUAUUGAGCCACGCGGUGGUAUUUGCAGCAGAAGAGGCAAGGAGGGAAAGAAAGGUCAUCAAAUGGGGCGAGUGGUGGGCCAAGAAUGGUUCGCUCGCCCAGUGACCCCAGCGGUAAUGAGCUGCGAAAUGCGUCGGCGGAGUUUUUCAAAGUAUAGCGAUGGUGUCUGUGAAAGGAAAGCGAUUUCUGGGUCUCAGAGCUCGAAAUAGAACCAGGGUUAACAAUGCAAUCUCAUCGGUCCAGAACGAA
Molecule: messenger RNA, 1815 nt
Organism: Cladophialophora immunda
Lineage: Eukaryota; Fungi; Ascomycota; Eurotiomycetes; Chaetothyriales; Herpotrichiellaceae
Exons: 1
Coding region: 109-1671 (520 amino acids)
Molecular function (GO): nucleotide binding
Source: RefSeq, a predicted model, not a curated record